Molecule: messenger RNA, 3111 nt
Organism: Emericellopsis cladophorae
Lineage: Eukaryota; Fungi; Ascomycota; Sordariomycetes; Hypocreales; Bionectriaceae
Product: Catalase-like protein
Exons: 9
Coding region: 1-3111 (1036 amino acids)
Biological process (GO): response to oxidative stress; hydrogen peroxide catabolic process
Cellular component (GO): cytosol
Molecular function (GO): heme binding; catalase activity
Source: RefSeq, a predicted model, not a curated record
AUGGAGUCUAUGACAUUGCAUGCCAAUCUCAUCGCAGGCUAUGGCACCGGGCACGCCGACCUUGGCGCCAUCUACACCCUGGUCACCGAGAACCACGCCUUUGACGCCGAAUGGUUCGGCAAGUACGUCGACGAGGGCGGGAACUCGCUGACCACCACAAACAACGUUCUCCUGAGCAAUGGGAACUGGCACGCCCCGAAUCAGCGACAGUCCCUGACCAUGGACAGCAACGACAACCUGCUCGACAAUUUCGGAAAGGUACGCGACGACCGGCUGCAUCGCCCUAACGGGACAGUGUCUAUGGAGGGCCUCCGCGUUGCUUAUAGGGCUGGCAUCUCACCAGGCCGUAGGAGUGAUCGACCCGUCUCCAACCCAGAUCGGGACGACGGGCACGUUGCUCUUGGAUUUUCCAGCGAACUCGACGGUGCCGUUUUUGCCAACCUGACCAAUUUCGACGAUGAGGAUUUUGCCAAUGCUUUAUUCUCCGUCGUGGCGUCUGAGGGAUACCGAGUGUCAGUCGAGCAAGAGCCGCCGUCCUCCGUCCCCUGUGAUAGUCAAGCGCAAGUUCUCUACAGUCUUUCCGGCGCCGGGGACCUUCCGCCCACGAUCAUGGCGACAGUUACAUACAACAAUUCUCGUAUCGGCACUGAAUCUACACGCAGUGUCUCGAGCACGCAGCCUGGUUCCCUGCCGCAUGAUGGCAAUCUUCAGACGUCUUCCUCGUGGCACCCUGCUUCCAUGUUUGGCAGCAGUGGUGACAUCCUGGGCAUACGCACGGGCGGACGUGGCCUAUUUCGUCCCUACCAUGACUGGGCGGCCUUCUAUGCCAGCCCAAUAGGUGGGCGAGUCCUCGCAACACGGCAUCGCUCGAUCAUCGAGGGGCACAGCGGGAUGUCGCAUAUCGUUCCCGAAUCGGUCAAGCAGGCAGUCAUGGGCGGCCACGGAGGAUCCCAGGCCAAGGCCACGCAGCUUGCUGCCAACACGGUUGAGCCAACCAAAGAUACCAGAAUCACCUCGGACUGGGGCACCAAGCAGAACAGCACCGACGACUGGCUCAAGGUCACCACCGAGGACCACACCGGGCCUAUGCUGUUGGAGGAUGGCUUUGCCAGGGAGAAGAUUCACCGCUUUGAUCACGAGCGCAUCCCCGAGCGUGUCGUGCACGCCCGUGGCGCUGGCGCCUUUGGCACCUUCAGACUGCACGAGUCGAUUCCGGAGCUCUCGAGCGCCGGUGUCUUGAAUGACACGUCCCGCGAGACCCCCGUCUUCCUACGUUUCUCGACUGUUCUUGGUAGCCGCGGGUCUGCUGACACCGUUCGCGAUGUUCGUGGCUUUGCGCUCAAGAUGUACACAGACGAGGGUAACUGGGACAUUGUGGGCAACAACAUUCCCGUUUUCUUCAUCCAAGAUGCCAUGAAGUUCCCCGACGUCAUCCACGCCGGCAAGCCUGAGCCUCACAAUGAGGUGCCUCAAGCUCAGUCAGCACACAACAACUUCUGGGACUUUAUGUACAUGCACUCCGAGGCCACACACAUGUACAUGUGGGCCAUGUCGGAUCGUACCAUCCCUCGGUCGUACCGCAUGAUGCAGGGCUUUGGUGUCAAUACUUACACGCUCACCAACGACAAGGGCGAGCGUCACUUUGUCAAGUUCCACUUCACCCCCGAGCUUGGUGUUCACUCUCUCGUCUGGGAUGAGGCCCUGAAGUUGGCUGGUCAGGACCCUGACUUCCACAGAAAGGAUCUCUAUGAGGCUAUCGAGAGCGGCUGCUUCCCCAAGUGGAAGUUUGGUGUCCAGGUGCUGCCCGAGUCGCGCGAGCAUGAGUUCGACUUUGACAUCCUGGACGCUACCAAGGUGUGGCCUGAGGACUUGGUUCCUGUCCGCUACAUCGGUGAACUCGAGCUCAACCGCAACGUCGAUGAGUACUUUACACAGACUGAGCAAGUUGCCUUCUGCACGGGCCACGUGGUUCCCGGCAUUGGGUUCUCUGAUGACCCUCUCCUGCAAGGCCGCAACUUUUCCUACUUUGACACCCAGCUCAGCCGCCUGGGAAUCAACUGGCAGGAGCUGCCUAUCAACAAGCCUGUCUGCCCUGUAAUGAACUUCAAUCGUGACGGAGCUAUGCGCCACACCAUCUCCCAGGGCAAGGUCAACUACUGGCCCAACCGCUUCGAGGCUCAACCUCCAGCGUCCGCCGCCGAGGGUGCUUACAUCGACUAUCCUGCCAAGGUCGAGGGCUUGAAGCAGCGCACUCGCUCUGCCAAGUUCCAGGAACACAUUUCUCAGGCUCAGCUCUUCUACAACUCUCUGUCUGAGAUUGAAAAGUCCCACGUCCUGGCCGCUUUCGGAUUCGAGCUGGACCACUGCGACGAGGCGGUCGUCUACGAGCGCCUGAGUGGCCGUCUCGCCGACAUUGACCUCGGUCUAGCGCAGUCUGUCAGCGAGAUGGUGGGUGGACCCAAGAUUGAGAAUUCCAACAGGCCCAACCACGGUCGCAAGGCUCCUGGUCUCAGUCAGAUGGACUUCCUGCCCCAGAAGCCUACCAUUGCCUCUCGCCGUAUCGCCAUCCUAAUCGCCGACGGCUACGAUCCAGUUGCCUUUAGCGCCUUUGUAGGCGGCAUCAAGGGUGCAGGUGCGCUGCCCUUUGUUAUUGGUGCGCGCCGUUCUCCCGUCUACGCCGCUGGCGAGGAUGCCUCCAACAGCAAGGGUGUGACACCUGACCACCACUUUGAGGGCCAACGCUCGACCAUGUUCGACGCCAUUCUCAUCCCCGGCGGUGAGAAGUCCAUCAAGACCCUCUCUUCCAUGGGUCGUGCCCUGCACUAUGUUCGUGAGGCCUUUGGCCACUUGAAGACCAUUGGUGCUACGGGCGAAGCCAUCGACCUCGUCAACAAGGCCAUCCAGCUGGAUGAUAUCCAGCUGUCGAGCAGCCACACCCUCGAGAGCUAUGGCGUUGUCACGCUGCGUGACGUCAAGCCUGAGGGUCUGGGUGAUGUCCUCAACUCUGCGAAGGAUGCCAAGGGCUUUCUGGAGAAGUUUGUCUACAAUGUCAGUCAGCAUAGGUGUUGGCAGCGCGAGCUGGACGGUUUGUCGACUCAGGUUGCGUAUUAA